Molecule: messenger RNA, 2127 nt
Organism: Juglans regia (Persian walnut)
Lineage: Eukaryota; Viridiplantae; Streptophyta; Magnoliopsida; Fagales; Juglandaceae
Product: chaperonin CPN60-2, mitochondrial-like
Exons: 18
Coding region: 153-1895 (580 amino acids)
Biological process (GO): protein refolding
Cellular component (GO): mitochondrion; cytosol
Molecular function (GO): ATP binding; ATP-dependent protein folding chaperone
Source: RefSeq, a predicted model, not a curated record
GGAGUUUGCAUUGGCCAGCCCCCAGCCCCCACUCCAGUCCCCCAGCUUCAAAACCCUAAACCCCAAAGCAAACACUCCAAGGCUCUUCUCUGCUCGCUGAGUAGUAUCCUCCCCGCUCUCUCGGGACCAUUCCUCUUUGCGAACCAAUAACAAUGCACCGCUUUGCCAGCGGCCUUGCCUCCAAAGCCAGGUUGGCUAAUAACAUUAACCAUAGGAUUGGUAGUGGAUUGAGUUGGAGCCGAAACUAUGCUGCGAAAGACAUUAAAUUCGGGGUCGAAGCUCGUGCUUUGAUGCUUAGGGGUGUAGAAGAGCUCGCUGAUGCAGUUAAAGUGACUAUGGGGCCGAAAGGUCGCAAUGUUGUUCUGGAACAAAGUUUUGGGGCCCCUAAAGUAACAAAAGAUGGUGUUACUGUAGCAAAGAGUGUGGAAUUCCAAGACAGAGUCAUGAAUAUUGGUGCUAGUCUUGUAAAACAAGUUGCAAACGCUACAAAUGAUGUUGCAGGCGAUGGCACCACUUGUGCGACAGUACUCACUCGUGCAAUAUUUACUGAAGGAUGCAAGUCAGUGGCUGCUGGAAUGAAUGCCAUGGACUUAAGACGUGGAAUCUCAAUGGCAGUUGAUGCUGUUGUGACAGACUUGAAAAGCAGAGCCCGGAUGAUUAAGACAUCUGAAGAAAUAGCACAGGUUGGGACUAUAUCAGCUAAUGGGGAAAGAGAGAUAGGGCGGCUAAUAGCCAGUGCUAUGGAGAGAGUUGGCAAAGAGGGUGUUAUUACUAUUUCUGAUGGGAAGACCCUUUUUAAUGAACUGGAGGUUGUUGAGGGAAUGAAGCUGGAUAGAGGUUAUAUUUCACCUUAUUUCAUCACCAAUCAGAAGAACCAGAAAUGUGAGCUAGAAGAUCCGCUCAUAUUGAUCCAUGAAAAGAAAAUCUCAAAUAUAAAUGCUAUAGUUAAAGUAUUAGAGAUGGCCUUGAAGACACAAAGACCUUUAUUAAUUGUUGCUGAAGAUGUGGAAAGUGAAGCACUGGCUACCCUUAUUUUGAACAAGCUUCGUGCUGGAAUCAAGGUUUGUGCCAUUAAAGCCCCUGGGUUUGGAGAAAACAGGAAGUCUGGUCUGCAGGACCUUGCCAUUCUCACAGGAGGCGAGGUAAUAACUGAAGAGCUUGGUCUCAACCUUGAAAAGGUGGGACCAGAAGUGUUUGGUUCAUGCAAAAAGGUUACGGUGUCAAAGGAUGAUACUAUCAUUCUUGAUGGGGCUGGGGACAAGAAAGGCAUUGAAGAAAGAAGUGAACAGCUGAGAUCUUCGAUUCAACUGAGCACUUCUGAUUAUGACAAGGAAAAGUUAGAGGAGCGCCUUGCGAAGCUUUCUGGUGGUGUUGCUGUUUUAAAGAUUGGAGGAGCUAGCGAAGCAGAAGUUAGUGAGAAGAAGGAUAGAGUAACUGAUGCUCUAAAUGCCACCAAGGCUGCUGUAGAGGAAGGGAUUGUACCUGGUGGUGGUGUUGCACUUCUAUAUGCUUCAAAAGAGCUGGACAAGUUGGAAACUGCAAACUUUGACCAAAAGAUUGGCGUGCAGAUUAUCAAGAAUGCUCUCAAGAUGCCUGCCUACACAAUUGCUUCUAAUGCUGGAGUUGAGGGGGCAGUUGUCGUUGGUAAGCUGUUGGAGCAAAAUGAUCCUGACCAGGGAUAUGAUGCAGCUGCAGAUAAAUACGUGAACAUGAUAGAGGCAGGAAUUAUUGAUCCACUGAAAGUCAUCAGAACAGCCUUGGUUGAUGCUGCUAGUGUAUCAUCGUUAUUGACAACAACGGAGGCAGUUGUCACUGAGCUUCCCAAGGAUGAGAAGGAAGUCCCAGCUGCGGGAGGUGGUGGUAUGGGAGGUGGCAUGGGCGGCUUCGGUUAUUGAAACUUUCAGCAUCUUGGUCAGAUGCUAUGACAUGAAAUUUAUGACACAGCAUAAUCUAUUUCCCCUUGUCCGACUCCCACCUGCUCUGCAUGGAGGGAUUCAUAAUUUUUGAUGCAGUUAGUGGCAAAGACGGUCUUUCUUUUCCAUUCUUUGGUUUCGAUAUUUUAAUUGUAGCAAUAAUAGUUUGACAACUAAAUGCCAAUUCAUCAAGUCGAUUUUAAAUUUUCCUCAA